AUGUAUGCGACUAAAAAAUUCUUUUUGUCCUUCUAUUCUGCAUAUGCAUCAAGACGAACAAUAUCAAUUCUAUCUAAAACAGAAGCACUUUGUCUAACAAAUUUUCAUAUACCUUUUCGACAAAAUAUUAAAAGUUUUUCCAGUAAAAGUAUUGCUCCUGUUCAAAAUGGUGCUGUGAUAUUUGCUGAAGUUCCAUCUGGCUAUCCUGAAGCCGGCAAACAUAUUAAAUAUGUUAAAAACCGAACAAUCAACAUAAAUUAUGUUAAUACACAAGGUGGUAUUGUGACAAAAAAUCUUGUCAUAUCCAUUGAUCCAUACAUGAGAGGACGUAUGAGACCAGCUGGAACAAAAAGUUAUAUAGAAGCAUUUGAACUCAAUCAACCAUUGACCAAUUUCUUCUUAGGUAAAGUUGUUAAAUCAGAUAAUAAUAAAUAUAAAGUCGGUCAAAUUGUCUAUGGACAAGGAGCAUAUGAAGAAUAUACAGUUCAUUCAAAAGAUCAAGCUGAGUCACUUCAUAUUUUGAAUGAUGAACAGCUCAAAUUUGGUUUACCUUUAACAACAUGGGUAGGAGCUGCUGGAAUGCCAGGACAAACAGCUUUCUAUGGUUUCUAUUACAUUGGUGAACCAAAGAGGGGUGAAACAAUUUUUAUUACUGGAGCUUCUGGAGCUGUCGGUCAAAUUGUAGGACAACUCGCUAAACGUGAAGGUCUUAAAGUGAUUGGAUCAGCUGGUACGGAUGAGAAAGUAGAAUGGCUUAAAAAAGAACUUUCUUUUGAUCAUUCAUUUAAUUAUAAUACAGCUAAUGUAAGAGCAGAACUUGCUAAAUUUGAUCCAUUGAAUAUUUGA
Messenger RNA from Rotaria sp. Silwood2, 846 nucleotides. Lineage: Eukaryota; Metazoa; Rotifera; Eurotatoria; Philodinida; Philodinidae. The record is from the annotation of a GenBank genome assembly.